AUGUAUUUCGCCAAGCAGUACCGCAACCACAACUUGGUCUACAUCUUGAUGGCCGUCGAGCUAGCGAUAGUGAUCCCCAUCCUCACUUUCUCUGGGAUUGCUGCGCAUGACCGGUACCGGACUAAGCUAUGGCAAGAUGGCUAUGACAAUGGCUUCAACAGCUCGCCCGACACAGAAGUUUAUGCUGCUGCCAAUUAUCGACCGUACGACACCCCGAAAGUCUGGGCCUCCUUUACCACCAAUUGGAACCUCGUCAUCUCGAUUUUGAGCGUUUUCGUCGUGAUCACAAAAUUCCCUCUUCAUAUCCUUGGUCUCCUAUUACCCUUCGGAACGGCCAUUGCUCAAGUCGGCUUGGUUAUUAUAUACUGCCUAUCUGCUGCGUGGCAAGCUAGUAGCGAUAAAUCAGACCCCGAACACCCCCAAAACGGGCCCCCGUGGUAUAUCACCAAGAACUGCAAUGUUGCCCACGAGAAAAGCAACGUCUCAUAUUGCCAACAAGGGAAGGCACUCUUCGCAUUCACCAUACUCAUCAUCGUUGUGUACACCGUCGAACUAGGCAUCGCCAUCCAGAGCUGCUUCAUAACUGAAGAAGAACGUGCCGAGCGCGAUGAGAAGCGAGAAGAGAAGGAGACCAUGAAAGCCUACGAGGACAUAAUCUUGAAAUCGCCUACCGCGUUCCCCAUGACGCCCAGCGCAGUUCCAAUGACGCCAAGUGCAAUGCCCAUGACGCCAGGCACGGCCACAUACCCGCGUGCGCCGAUGCCAGUAGCAACCCCGCGUAGCUUGGCAUUCAACAGACUCGACUCCAGUUCCACGGAUCUUCCACUCCGCGAACACUUUUCGCCGGAUCCUCAGGCAGUUAACCAGGAGGUGGAGGCGACUGCAUCAGGAUCAGGCCAGCAGCAACCCCCAUCCCAGAUAUACUUCCCCCCGCCCCCGAAGAAGGGAAAGAAAUAA
Molecule: messenger RNA, 957 nt
Organism: Aspergillus puulaauensis
Lineage: Eukaryota; Fungi; Ascomycota; Eurotiomycetes; Eurotiales; Aspergillaceae
Exons: 3
Coding region: 1-957 (318 amino acids)
Source: RefSeq, a predicted model, not a curated record